AUGACCACUUCAUCCACCCUCCCGCACCUCAGCGUGCCACCUCACACUGUACCACAACUCUCCACAGACAGUGCAGAGUACAGCGAGGAUGACCUAAGUGCUCCUGAAUCAAAUCAGCUCAAUAUGAAUAACAGCAAUAACAAUGAAGAAGACGAGGAGAAGGAGAAGAAGGAAAAGGAAGAAAAAGAGGCAAAUAAAAAAGAAGAGAAAGAAACGGAAGAAAAAGAGGCAAAGGAAAAAGAAGAGAAAGAAACGGAAGAAAAAGAGGCAAAGGAAAAAGAAGAGAAGGAAAAGGAAGAAAAAGAGGCAAAGGAAAAAGAAGAGAAAGAAAAGGAAGAAAAAGAGGCAAAGGAAAAAGAAGAGAAAGAGAAACAAAAGGCAAAAGACAAGGAGAAGCCAAAAGAAGCAUUUAUCAUUAAUCCUGCAGGGAAUUUGUAUUACAACUGGCUGUUCAUCAUCACACUACCAGUCAUGUACAACUGGACCAUGAUCAUAGCCAGAGCUUGCUUUGAGGAGCUGCAGCAUACCUACAUCCUUUACUGGGUUAUUCUGGAUUACUCCUCAGACGUAAUCUACAUGGCAGAUAUUUUCUUCAAGACCAGAACAGGUUAUCUUGAACAAGGCCUGAUGGUGAAAGAUAAAAAGCUACUUCUUGACCGCUACUUCGCCACCUUCCAGUUUCGUCUGGAUUUUAUCUCCAUGCUGCCCACAGACGUCCUCUAUUUGUACUUCGGGCUUGACUACCCAGAGAUCCGCAUCAACAAGCUGCUGAGAAUUGGCCGCAUGUUGGAGUUCUUUACGAGGACGGAGACUAAAACCAACUACCCCAACCUCUUCCGAAUCGGAAACUUGAUCAUGUACAUCCUCAUUAUCAUCCACUGGAACGCUUGCUUCUACUACUCUUUCUCCAAAUACAUUGGUUUUGGUGCCGACGACUGGGUUUACCCGGCUCUGGAUGAUCCUGAAAAGCCUGAGUUUGGAGAGUUUGGAAGGAAGUAUUCGUUCAGCCUCUACUGGUCCACACUGACCCUGACUACCAUCGGAGAAACUCCACCACCAGCCCUGGACUCCGAAUUCUUCUUCCAUGUUGUGGACUUUUUAGUGGGGGUCUUGAUCUUUGCCACCAUUGUGGGAAACAUCGCCACCAUGAUCUCCAAUAUGAAUGCUGCCCAAGCUCAGUUUCAGUCCCGGAUUGACAACAUCAAGCAGUACAUGCAUGCCCGAAAGGUCAGCAUUGAACUCGAGUUGCGAGUCAUCAAGUGGUUUGACUAUCUGUGGAAUAACGGCAAGGCACAGAAUGAAAGAGAGGUGCUAAGGUAUCUUCCAGACAAGCUAAAGGCUGAGAUCGGCAUCCAAGUCCACAUGGAAACGCUCAAGAAAGUUCGAAUUUUUGCAGACUGUGAGGCAGGCCUACUGAUCGAGCUGGUACUCAAGCUGCAGCCACAGGUGUUCAGUCCCGGAGACUAUAUCUGCAAAAAGGGUGAUAUUGGCCGUGAGAUGUACAUCAUCAAAGAUGGGAAACUUGCUGUUGUUGCUGAUGAUGGUGUCACACAGUUUGUUGUGUUGGGAGACGGCAGCUAUUUUGGUGAGAUCAGUAUUCUCAAUAUUAAAGGCAGCAAAGCAGGCAACCGGCGAACAGCGAACAUCCGCAGCAUCGGUUACUCAGACCUCUUCUGCCUGUCCAAGGAUGACCUGAUGGAGUCACUGUUAGAGUACCCGGAUGCCAAAGGCAUGUUGGAGGACAAAGGGCGGGAGAUCCUGAUGAAAGAUGGUCUGAUAGAUUUGGACCCAGCUAACAUCAUGCCUGAGGCCAAGGAGCUGGAGGAGAAGGUCAACAAAUUGUACAACACGAUGGAGCUGAUGCAACUCAAGCUCAAGAAGAUUCUUGGAAAUUACAAGAACACUGACAAGGCUCUGAGACAUCGCAUCGCAGAUCUGGAGCACCUAACAGGAGAGGAGGUGGAAGACGAGAGUGAGGAGGAAGCAGAGGUGAAAAGGGAAGAGGAAGAGAAGGAAGGGGAGAAAAAGGAAGAAGAAGAAAAAGAAAAAGAAGAAGAAGAAGAAAAAGAUGAGGUGAUAAAACAAGAUGAAGAAGAAGGUAAAGAGGAAAAGAAGGGAGAGGAAAAAGAUGAGCAAGCAAAAGAUGGAAAGGGUGAAGAGGAGAAAAAAUAA
Messenger RNA from Cottoperca gobio, 2172 nucleotides. RefSeq names its product cyclic nucleotide gated channel subunit alpha 1a (gene cnga1a). Gene Ontology annotation, molecular function: voltage-gated potassium channel activity; intracellularly cAMP-activated cation channel activity; intracellularly cGMP-activated cation channel activity. The record is from RefSeq and is a predicted model, not a curated record. The transcript has 7 exons. Gene Ontology annotation, cellular component: plasma membrane; intracellular cyclic nucleotide activated cation channel complex. Gene Ontology annotation, biological process: monoatomic cation transmembrane transport; potassium ion transport. The coding region runs from base 1 to 2172 and encodes 723 amino acids. Lineage: Eukaryota; Metazoa; Chordata; Actinopteri; Perciformes; Bovichtidae.